AUGUCGGGUAACUGCAUCGCUCACGUGGCGCGCGCUCGAAAAUUUUUCCCAGUAUAUAUAGAAAGCCUUCUCCCAAAGAUUAUCCCCUCUGUACAUCCCAUUAUGAUUAUUUACUCUGACGUUAUUUCUGGCGACGAAUUGUUGUCUGACGCCUACGACGUCAAGUUGGUCGACAAUGUCGUCUACGAGGCCGACUGUGCCAUGGUGCAAGUUGGAAACGGUGGAGAUGUCGACAUUGGUGGAAACCCAUCUGCUGAAGGCGGAGAGGAGGACUUGGACGAAGGUGUUGAGACCGUCAACAACGUGGUUUACUCUUUCAGAUUGCAGCAAACCCAAUUCGACAAGAAGUCCUUCUUGACCUACAUCAAGGGCUACAUGAAGAAGGUCAAGGCUCACUUGGCUGAGACUGCUCCAGAGGAGGUUGAGACCUUCGAAAAGGGUGCUCAAGCUUACGUCAAGAAGGUCAUUGGUUCUUUCAACGACUGGGACUUCUACACCGGUGAGUCCAUGGACCCAGAUGCCAUGAUUGUGUUGUUGAACUACCGUGAGGACGGUACCACUCCAUACGUUGCUAUCUGGAAGCACGGUGUCAAGGAGGAAAAGAUCUAG
This is a messenger RNA of Clavispora lusitaniae ATCC 42720, 609 nucleotides long. It is a transcript of the gene TMA19, whose product is annotated as Tma19p. NCBI's taxonomy places the organism in Eukaryota, Fungi, Ascomycota, Pichiomycetes, Serinales, Metschnikowiaceae. Gene Ontology annotation, cellular component: cytoplasm. The record is from RefSeq and is a predicted model, not a curated record. Gene Ontology annotation, molecular function: calcium ion binding.